Molecule: messenger RNA, 1141 nt
Organism: Quercus robur (English oak)
Lineage: Eukaryota; Viridiplantae; Streptophyta; Magnoliopsida; Fagales; Fagaceae
Product: probable aldo-keto reductase 1
Exons: 7
Coding region: 307-1059 (250 amino acids)
Cellular component (GO): cytoplasm
Source: RefSeq, a predicted model, not a curated record
ACUUGUCAUUUUUGUGAAAGGUAAACAAAAGAUUUUUUGAAUUAAGACUUAGAAAAGCUGAGGAGCAGAAAGUUCAGAUUCCUAGGGUGGAAAAGUUCACGAAGGAGAAGAAGAUAUGUGUGUCUAUAGAUAUGACAAAUUCUAGGAGAACUUUUGGUGGGGUCUCCACCCAAAACAGGCAAUUGGAGGAAGACUAAGUAAUAUAUAGCAUAGGCAUGUAUAUAUGUGUGUGUAUAUAUAUAUACAUAUAUAACUGACAAUAGAAGUAAGGCAAACAAAGAUUAGGAUUUUAAAGUAAGAAUAAGAAUGGCUGAGGAGCAGAAAGUUCACAUUCCUAGGGUGAAACUUGGAACUCAAGAAUUUGAGGUUUCAAAGUUGGGGUUUGGAUGUAUGGGGCUUUCAGGAGGCUACAGUGAUCCUGUCCCUAAAGAGGUUGGCAUAUCAAUCACCAAGCAUGCAUUCAAUCAAGGAAUCACAUUCUUUGAUAUGUCAGAUAUUUAUGGGCCACAUGCUUAUGAAGUUUUGGUAGGAAAGGCACUGAAGCACUUGCCUCGAGAAAAGAUUCAGUUAGCUACAAAAUUUGGUAUUGUCAAAAUGGAUCUUAAUAAUGUUGAAAUAAAUGGUACCCCUGAAUAUGUUCGAUCCUGCUGUGAGGAUAGUCUGAAGCGCCUUGGUUUGGAAUACAUUGAUCUCUAUUAUCAGCACCGGAUUGACACAACAGUACCUAUAGAGGAGACUAUUGGGGAACUUAAGAAGCUGGUGGAAGAAGGAAAAGUAAAGUAUAUUGGAUUGUCUGAAGCUAGUGCAGACACAAUACGAAGGGCACAUGCAGUUCAUCCCAUCACGGCUGUACAAAUGGAGUGGUCCCUCUGGACUCGCGAAAUUGAGGAAGAAAUAGUUCCACUUUACAGGGAGCUUGGAAUUGGAAUAGUACCAUACAGCCCCCUUGGUCAUGGAUUCUUUGGUGGCAAAGCAGUUAUAGAAAGUGUACCUGCAAACAGUUAUCUGGGACUACAAAAAUUAAAAAUCUUGAUGCCAAUAUCGAUUCCUUUAAAGUGAAGCUCACCAAAGAAGAUUUGAGGGAGAUUUCUGAGGUAAUAACCAUCAACGAGGUGGCAGGGCAUAGAACAAUUGAUGUUUU